This is a messenger RNA of Pleuronectes platessa (European plaice), 1019 nucleotides long. Its product is annotated as sesquipedalian-1. Bases 70 to 879 code for a protein of 269 amino acids. The record is from RefSeq and is a predicted model, not a curated record. Lineage: Eukaryota; Metazoa; Chordata; Actinopteri; Pleuronectiformes; Pleuronectidae. Gene Ontology annotation, cellular component: early endosome; recycling endosome; trans-Golgi network. Gene Ontology annotation, biological process: endosome organization; receptor recycling; retrograde transport, endosome to Golgi. The transcript has 4 exons.
GCACACACACGCACACACCCAGAGGAAACUGAAACUCAUUUCCACACUUCAGGAAGCCUGAGUGUUGAAAUGAAGGUUGGUGGGAAGAUUCUGGCGCAUUUUGAAUCGUGCAACUCACCUGUGGACAAGGAGGGGUUCCUGUUCAAGAAGGGUGAGAUAAAGACUUCCUAUUCGAAGCGCUGGUGCGUGCUGAAGGGGAACCUCCUCUUCUACAAGGACCGGGCGGCCGACUGCGACCUGAUCGGAGUGAUUGUGCUGGAGGGCUGCACCAUCCAGCUGUGCGAGUCCGAGGAGCCGUUCGCCUUCUCGCUGGUGUGGGGCGAGCCGGGCCUGCGCACGUACAAGUUCGCUGCCGAGGACCAGGCCGGCCAGGAGAGCUGGAUCAAAGCCCUGCUGUCGGCCAACCACAACUACCUGGCGCUGCUCGUCAUGGACCUGGAGAAUAAGUACAGAGAUCUUUUAGCCGAAUUACCCGGCGAAGCUACAAACCCUUUCACGAUGCCAUAUUUCAGCCCAUUAGAGACCGGAUCCUCAGCAGCCUAUCAGAACAGAGCAUCCUCGUUGCCGCCCUCGUUCGCAGCACCAGCCGUGGUGGCGGUACCCGGGCUGAGCUCCGGUCCGAUGCUUCUAACUCCGACCAUCUCUUCCAAAACAGCCAGUAAGAGAUCGCCCAAGCUCUGGCCGAAGAGGAACGCCAACGUGGUGCCGAUUAACGCCCCGGCUCCGCCCAUGGGGGAGUGGUCAGCGAUGUGCUUGGAGGAAUUCAGUAAACUGCACGAAGAUUUUGGAAGAGAAGUCAAGGAACUGAUCGUUAAUUGGUCAAAACGAGGACAAGGAGGUGAAGACGUUCAGGAAGAGAACUUGAUCGAUUUUGGAUAAAUUGAUGGGUCUAAACUUAAAUUUCAGUAGCCAUAGUAACAGUGCAAAGGACCAAUGUAAAUAGGUUUUACAAAUAUGAAAAAUAUUUUUAAGAUGUAGUUUUUUUUACGAUGUGAGUCAAUAAAUGAUCUGUGACCUGC